This is a messenger RNA of Osmia lignaria (orchard mason bee), 3872 nucleotides long. RefSeq lists its product as uncharacterized. Lineage: Eukaryota; Metazoa; Arthropoda; Insecta; Hymenoptera; Megachilidae. The record is from RefSeq and is a predicted model, not a curated record.
UUAGUUUCAAGGGAUUGUCUAAAAAAGAGAUAAGUUGUUCCAUCUGUUAUUUCUAGGUCGCUGUGACAAGCAUAGAUUAUGAGGAAAAACAGCAAAAAGGCAAUGGCGGCUAUUCUUUAGGCGACUAUUGAAUUUAUUAUGAAAAAUUUCGGAAAAAUGUGAUCUACGUGUUGAUUGAAGGAAAACAUAUUCGAGGUGUGGCCCAAAGGCGGAGGGAUGAUAUUGCUCCUAGGAAUAGAGAUGGCACACAGUAUGUGCAGACAAUGGCUGACAAACAAAUAGAGCAGUCGCUGAGUUCAAUGAGUAACGAAUGGUUGUUGAUAGUAGAUCAGAUAGGAAAGAUCGUCGGCUGGCAGGAAGGAGUAAAAAAUCGAGUGUGCCUAAGUAAUGAGCGAGACUCGGCAUCAUCUUCACUCGGUUUCGGACUUGUAUGCAGCCGACGAGAUAGAAGUACUUUUGUUGGAAGAAAUUCGUGACCUGGAAUUACCUGCCUCUGCGUAUUCUAGACCUGAGGAUAUACAAGAUUUUGACAUCGCAGGUAGUAGGACAGGGGGGCAAAUUAGCUCCCAACCUUUGGAGCUGGAUUCACCAGGGGUCCAUUCGACAGUCCAUUCAUGGGACUCGCAUGCUAAUUAUCAUGGUCACUAUGGCUAUGGUGAUCACCAUGACACUUCCUCCAAUGCUUUGGCUUGGCCAAGAACAAGCCAUUUGGUUCUUUACUGUGACAUACAGGGACAUCUUAAAACAGCUAUCGGCGUUGUUAGACUUUUACUGCUUAUAUCAUCUGCAGCGUGUUUGGCAACAUUAUGCAGCUCCGGCACUGCCAAGGUCAGCUUAUUUAUGUUGCCUUUAGUCGGGCGGCUGCGUUUCAUGAUCUUUGUAGCAGUUUUCUGUUUUUUGAUCACUGCAUUGCUCCUCUUCCUUGAUAUUUCGCAUGUUAUCUAUGUUUUUCCUUUCAAUUGGGCUAAAUUGAAUGCUUGGGUAUUCACUGGUAUAGGCUUAUCUUAUGCCUUGAGUAGUGCGUUAUUAGCAUGCUCCAUAUGGGAAUAUUACAGUGGAGGUUGGGUACCAAAACGCACUCGUUCUCAGUUAUCUGCUGCGGCAGUACUUGGAUUAUCAUGUGCUAUUUUAGCAUUUUUACUUUCAUGGAUACAUGGUCGCAGUAGAUCAAGUUGUAGGAAUCCAGAUAGUCGUAAUCAUACACCGACGCAACUUUAUAAACCUGUUGAUAAUUCUUCCUCUUCUGGAGUUACUCUGAAAGAACGAAGCCCUAAGAGGCCAGAUUCGUGGGUUGUAAAGAAUCAACAGUCCAAGAAACAAAAUACAGAUAGUGAUACAAAUACAAAUAAUGGCCAUCACGGGAACGAUACUCAUUCAAGAUAUAAACAAGCCGCUAAAAGAAAGGAUCAUUGGGCUUCUGCGAGACAGCAUUUCUUACCCUCCGAAGAGAACAAUGAAGAUAUUCAAAGAGAUGAUGUUAACACCGAAAGGAGGAGAAGAAGACGAAGAAGAAACGGUGAUAGUAGUUCGACAGGCGAUGGAAAUUUAAUAAGUAAUAAAACCGAUAGUGAUCAUAUUAUUGAAGAUAACAAACCUAGACGAGUGCCGCGUAAACUAGCUCUCCAGUCGGUAGAGCAAUCACGACCUUGGCCUGGUGCUGAACGCGGUAGCAGUAGUUCAAUGCAAAUUAGAAACAAAACUUUACAAAUCCCAGUGAACAAUAACGCACAGGAUUAUUGUGGCAUAGAUGAAUCUAGUUCGAUGCAAGUGACUCAAAAUGGUUUUCAUUGGGAAAUGGAAUGUACAUCUAGUAUCAGUAUAGAGAAAACAACAACAGAAAUAGCUAUGGAUCGUACUGCCAUGUGGUCUGGACAAUGGCAUCCACCACCUGAUGACGUUCAACCAUGUUCUAGUAAAACUAUUGAUCCUUACAGCUUUGCCUGAUCAAAUUUCGAAAAUGUAUAAAUAUGUUCUAGAUAAUAUUGGACUCAUUGCAGUGAAUGACUUUUGGGAACAGUUAUAUAGUACAGAAGUUUCCCUUGGAACAAAAUAGUUCCAUAAUAUCAUACUUAAUUUUACUUUUUAUUCUUUAUGUUAAAACAAUAAAUGCAAUAUUUUAUUGUUUUAUCUAUAUGUUAUUUCAAUCAUGAAUUUAUUGAAUGAAAUACGUUUCAAAUUACGUCUAGUCAUGUUAAUUUCAAGGUAGUGCACAGUGAUCACGAGAUACUCUAUUUUAUCAUCUUCUAUGUCUGUUUUCUUGUUCUCUGUGCGUAAAACAAUUUGUUACUUUUUUUUUUUUAACAUAAACUGCUGAUCAGUUAUUUCGUAUAAUUGUGUAAAAUUCUAUUCCACAAUUUAACAAGGGGACACGAAGGACAAAAUUGUAUCUGAAGAUUUGAGAAUCCUGUAUAAAGUUAUUGUUGCCUUGUAUAUUAUGCUGCCAAGAAGAUAAUUUAUCCUUAGUUAACGAUUUUUGACAUUUUGCAUCACACAACCAGACUGCCCAACUUUGAUAUACAGACAAUGUCGUCUCAUUCCAAUUAUAUAAUAAUUAAUAAACCUAAAUAAUAAUGGGAUUAUUUGUAAGUAUAGUUUUUACUAGUAUCUCAACACUAAAGUAUUUCUUUAGAUAUUAUUUUUAUCGUACUUUUAAUACCAAUAUAUUUUAGUUUUAUGUAUACUAAACAAUUCAAUAGUGUUGAUAAAAUAAUAUAAUUAAAUUUACCAAUAUAUUAUUUUGGUCAUUGUUAAAUUUUUCAAUUUAGAUACAAUUGUUUUCUUAUUAGAAUCAGUUCGAUUAUGAUUAUUAUAUGACAAAUCAGUAUGCACGGAACAAACGUUUAAACUGUGUUAUUCCAACUUCUUAAUAUUAAGAUAUGCUCAUUAAAAUAAAUAUGAUUGUUGCACAGAGAUGGACAUAGAAAUGAGUUUUACAAAUAUGAUUAAAAGAAGCAAAUGUUUUUCAUGAUUGUAAUAUAGUGUAAUACAAUAUUUUUUAGUGCUUUAUAAAAUGAUGAUUCAGUUUUUAGAUGCUUAUUUAGUUUAGCAGUCGAAGGACGGUCCAUCUCUAUUUUUGUAAAAGAUACAAGCACUAUUUUCAAUCCCUACAUGUAAUUUAAAGACAAUUAGACGAGGAAUAUAAUGAGCAGCAGUGAGAUUCUGUUACUUCUUUACUUUAACGAAAAUUUCAAGUCAUUUCUAGUCCAGUACUCUUGUAUAAUCUUAUCUCUUAACUGAUUCAUCAAAGAGAAAAGUAAUUUUUAGUACAUACAUAUCGUAUUAGAGGUACAAUUUAUCUUGAAAGUUAUUAAAAACAUUGCAUUUUCUGACCGAUUGGUCCUUAAAAUCUUUUUGUUUUCUGUAUAAGAAGUGACAUAUAAAAUGAAUUACAUUGGGACCUCUGGUUUCUUCAGUUAAUUAAAAUCAUUAUAAUCACACGUAUAUAAAAAGUAACUAAUUUCAACUAGGUUCAUAAGCGACAACUAUUUUGUCUUUUGAUACAAUAUUAGAGUAUACACCCAAAUCAGACAUUUAAUUACAUGUGGGCGUGUUUAACGCGUCAGUUGUUUAAUCAAUUAUAAGAAAAAAAAGUGUGUGUUUAUAUAGAAUCAUACAACAAAAAAGAGGAUAAUAUAUAUUAUAGUAGCUUCGUUGUGGUAAACACAAAUAAUUGUAAUUUGGUUUUUUUUUUUUUAUUUAUUAAACACAACGAAGGAAUAAAUGUAAUUUUUCUUAUACACAGUACAUAUUGAUGUACUAAUGAAGUGUUUGGAAAUACAAAUACAUUUCAUAAGAAAAAUGUUGGAUGGAAAUGUUACAUAGUGCAAGAUAUUUAGCUUAAAAGUUUACCUAAAAUGAUAAAAAAAAAAAAA